AAAUGCUGCGUCCACGAGCCCUGUCAGGCUGCUGCAUGUGAACCAGAAGAAGAAGAAAACGAAGAAGAAGAAGAAGAGGGUAGACGACUGUGUGUGUGCGGUGGACGUGGCUUGUGAGUGCACCUUGAACCGCUUCGUCUCCUCCUCGCCACCGGCCGCUCCGUCAGGAUGGCGUUAACGAUCUGUACGAGGUUCACCGAUGAAUACCAGCUGUUCGAGGAGCUGGGGAAGGGGGCGUUCUCUAUCGUCAGGAGGUGCGUGAAGAUCUCCAAUGGACAGGAGUUUGCUGCCAAAAUCAUCAACACCAAGAAGCUUUCUGCCAGAGAUCAUCAAAAGCUGGAGAGGGAGGCGAGGAUUUGUCGUCUACUGAAGCACCCGAACAUCGUACGACUCCAUGAAAGCAUAUCAGAAGAGGGUUUCCACUAUCUGGUGUUUGAUCUCGUCACAGGAGGAGAGCUGUUUGAGGAUAUCGUAGCCAGGGAGUACUACAGCGAGGCCGAUGCCAGCCACUGCAUACAGCAGAUCCUGGAGAGUGUCCAUCACUGCCAUGUUAAUGGGAUCGUCCACAGGGACCUGAAGCCUGAGAACCUUCUAUUGGCCAGUAAGCUGAAGGGGGCGGCGGUCAAGUUGGCUGACUUUGGGCUUGCUAUCGAGGUGCAGGGGGACCAGCAGGCAUGGUUCGGUUUUGCCGGUACCCCGGGCUACUUGUCUCCAGAGGUUCUGAGGAAAGACCCAUAUGGGAAAGCAGUGGACAUGUGGGCCUGUGGUGUGAUUUUGUACAUCCUGCUGGUGGGCUACCCUCCUUUCUGGGACGAGGAUCAGCACCGUCUCUACCAACAAAUUAAGGCCGGGGCCUAUGAUUUCCCAUCCCCAGAGUGGGACACUGUUACUCCUGAUGCCAAAGAUCUGAUCAACAAGAUGUUAACUAUCAAUCCCAGUAAACGCAUCACUUCUGCGGAGGCUCUCAAACACCCUUGGAUCUGCCAACGGUCCACUGUGGCCUCCAUGAUGCACAGGCAGGAGACUGUGGAGUGCCUGAAGAAAUUCAACGCCAGGAGGAAACUCAAGGGAGCCAUAUUGACCACUCUGCUGGUCACAAGAAACUUCUCAGCAGCCAAGAGUUUGCUCAACAAGAAAGCAGACGCCGUUAAGGCCAACAACAAAGCCAACACAGUGACCAGUCCUAAAGACCCUGCCCCUGCACUGGAACCGCAGACAACUGUCAUUCACAACCCUGUGGAUGGAAACAAGGAGUCCGUUGAGAGUGCAAACACCACCAUAGAGGAUGAAGAUGUUAAAGCUCGCAAACAGGAAAUUAUCAAAGUCACUGAGCAGUUGAUCGAGUCUAUCAACAACGGAGACUUUGAGGCCUACGCGAAGAUAUGUGAUCCUGGACUGACUUCCUUCGAACCCGAGGCCUUGGGAAACCUGGUGGAGGGACAUGACUUCCAUCGCUUUUACUUUGAGAAUGCCCUGUCCAAAGGGAAUAAGCCCGUGCACACCAUCCUCUUGAAUCCACAUGUGCACCUUAUCGGGGAGAACGCAGCGUGUAUCGCCUACAUCCGCCUGACCCAGUACAUGGACGCCAGCGGCAUGCCCCGCACCAUGCAGUCUGAGGAGACCCGUGUGUGGCACCGCCGCGACGGCAAGUGGCAGAACAUCCACUUCCACCGCUCUGGCUCCCCCAGCAUCCCUUCCCAUUAAUGGAAUAUCAACAUUUGGUCCAAAAAAACAAAAUAAAAAUCAGCAAAUCAAGCCGGGCAGUGACAACCAACCCAUGCCUGCACUCUGACCUUUUGACCCUCUUAUAAGGAUAUAACAUCGCACAGGACACUAAGUAUUAAUACAUUUUACUGUUAUGGCAUUUUAUUAAUGGACAUCAUUCGAAACCACCACCCGGUGGCGGCACACUGUAUUUGGACAUUAUGAAACAAGCAUAUUGAAAACAUUUGUUUGUUUGUUUUUUAAGAUGUU
This is a messenger RNA of Limanda limanda (common dab), 1974 nucleotides long. RefSeq names its product calcium/calmodulin-dependent protein kinase (CaM kinase) II delta 2 (gene camk2d2). Gene Ontology annotation, cellular component: neuron projection; cytoplasm. NCBI's taxonomy places the organism in Eukaryota, Metazoa, Chordata, Actinopteri, Pleuronectiformes, Pleuronectidae. Gene Ontology annotation, biological process: protein phosphorylation. The coding region runs from base 169 to 1704 and encodes 511 amino acids. The record is from RefSeq and is a predicted model, not a curated record. Gene Ontology annotation, molecular function: ATP binding; calcium/calmodulin-dependent protein kinase activity; calmodulin binding. The transcript has 20 exons.